CGUUAGGGGAGGAGCACAAUCAGCUUAGCCUGAGGAGAGAGAGGACGACAUGGGACUACGGAGAAGACCGGACUGCGGUGGGAAUCAGCGCCCUUACCGGAUUGUGGGCUGUGCCUUAGGACCAGACAGUGUGUGAAGGCAGCUCGGGUGAUUCCGGCAGCAGGUGCAGUGAUCAGCGGGACCUGACCCUCUGAAGCGCUCCCGGCAGCCCGUCCCUAAGCCAGCAUAGAAGGCGCCGCCCGCAGCUCCGGAGUAGGUGGGGAUCAAGGCGGAGUUCGUCCAGAGAGGCAGCAGAGCGGCCACUACAACAAAGAACUUGGCCGGAGGCGGUCUAAGGGCGGAACAAGGGCGGACCAACCCUGCUGAGCAUCCGUGAGGGGGAGGCCCCCUCAGCGAAGGGACCCUUCCAUUCUUAAAGGCUGCAAUCACCUCGCCACAAGGGCUACACCAGCAGCAGUGGGUCCUGUGUAUCCUGGAGUUCUGGAAAAUAAUAAGAAGGACAUCAUCAAUCAACGGAUCCUCGGGUUGACAAGACAACUUCUGCUGAUACAAUAACAUGGCAAAUAGACUGGUCCCCACCAGGAACACGACUGAUACAAUCAGCCAAGUUAUGCUAGAGUCAUCGCCAUUCACAUGGAGUUACGAUGGGACCAGACGGGAAGAAGUGGAAGGAGCAGUCAGUGAAGAAGAAAAUUGGUUUGGAACAAAUUCAGAAACACCAUCUGAAGACUCUUAUGGUGACAUACAAGAUCACUUUAAACUGUCUCCUGCCGACCAGGGUCGAGAGUCACCCACAUCUCCUGAUACGUCUUUAGGUAGUGCUACUCCAAGUUUGAACACUGAUCUAGGAAAUUUGGAAAAUGAACUUUUUAAAGAUGCUGCUCUUUGUAAGACACAAUUGUCAACGUCGGCUUCCUCAAUGGAUGAGGAUGAACAAGGUGGUGCAAACAAGCCAUUAAGCAGUAAUCUGCGACGGCUGCUUGAGGCUGGCUCUGUCCAAAUCGGAUCAGAAGUCUCUACAAAUGGCAAGGAAGAAUCACAAGGUGUUCAGUUUUCUCCUUCGUCUCACCAUGCGAAGCAACUAAGUGUUCUUGCCAGGAAACUAGCUGAAAAGCAGGAACACAGUGAUCCUUAUGGGAGCAUACCAAUUAACCGGUUUAUUUGGAGCCAGGAUAAAUGGCUAGAAAACGCAAAUAACACAUGUGGCCUGUCCCCAGAUUCUGCAAUCCUUAAACUAAAAGCUGCUGCUAACGCUGUCCUUCAAGACCAAUCCCAAUUGAGGACUGAAGAAACCCUGAGGUUUGAGUCCUUUACUUCACCAUUCAGUUCCCAAUCAGCUAGUUCCACUUUAGCGGCUUUGUCCAAGAAAGUCAGUGAGCGAGGCAUGACAUCAGGGCAAGAGCGUCAUUCUCCAGCUGGCCCAUUCCUUUCCCUGGCGUCUAUGACUUCUUCUGCAGCAUUACUUAAGGAAGUUGCUGCACGUGCUGCUGGUAGUAUGCUAGCGGAGAAAAAAAAGCCCCACAUUUCGGAAGACCCACUGCCAUUGCCUGAAGACAAACGAGAAAAGGGAACCUCAGUGCAAUCCUUGGAACUGCUAUUACUCCCUUCACCAAAAGGAAGAUCUUCUAAAUCUGGAAGCCAAGCUCCGGAAGAAGAAGGAGGGAAGCCUUUCCAGUGCCCCAUCUGUGGAUUAGUCAUUAAACGGAAGAGCUAUUGGAAAAGGCACAUGGUGAUUCACACAGGUUUAAAAAGCCAUCAGUGUCCACUAUGUCCAUUUCGUUGUGCCCGCAAGGACAAUCUGAAAUCACACAUGAAGGUCCAUCAGCACCAGGACAGAGGGGAGACUUUCCAGUGCCAGCUCUGCCCUUUCACCUCUUCUCGCCAUUUCAGCCUGAAACUGCACAUGCGCUGCCAUCAGCACUUCCUUCGGGCCGAAGCCAAGGUGAAAGAAGAACCCAGUGAUACUGAUAUGAAAGAAUCCCCUUUUAAUAAUUCCUUGGGAAGCCAGGACGAGGGGAGUGCUUCACCUGCACACAGCUCCCUGUUUCCAGAAACUCUAAGCCAGAUCAGUUCGGUUGCUAUCAAAGAGGAGCCCAAAGACAAUGACUGCCCCUCCAUGACGCACUUUGCCGACAGACCUAGCAGCAACAGCAGCAUGAAGCUAAAAGACGCCUUGGACUUUGUUACAUGCCCGUCAUCUCUUUUCAGUCAGGAUAUCUCCGUCAAGAUGGCUUCCGAUUUUCUGAUGAAAUUAUCAGCUGCAAAUCAGAAGGAGCCUCUGACUCUUACAGUUAAAGUGAAAGAGGAACCUAUAGAUGGAGAGCUUAACAACUCCAUGUCCCCACAGUCUGGUUACACCUUCAGCCAUGAAUGCAACACACACCUCUCAAGCACGCCAGAUAAAGCCAAGGAAACACAGCCAAACUUGCUGACGCAGGAUAUCUCCAUCAAGGCAGCAUCUGAGCUUCUCAUGAAACUGUCUGCUGAAAGCUGUAAGGACGCACAGACAGUAAAGAUUAAAGAAGAACCCAUGGAGGUUGACAUCCCUGACUCUUCCAUCUCCCCCAGACAAAACAUUGGUUACAGCACUUUAUUAAGGCAAGAAAAAAUUGAGCACUUGCAGAAGAUGCCGGAGUGCAGAGUAAUUCCCGAGGGGAACCUGUUCAGCCAAGACAUCUCUGUGAAGAUGGCUUCAGAACUUCUCUUCAAAUUGUCAGAAAAAGUCGGCAAAGAAAACAAUCAUAACAAGCCAAACAUUAUCAGAACAACCAGCCCGUUUUUUUCAGAAGAGAAAUUUAGACAAUCACCUUUCACCUCAAAAGACCUCCCAAAAAAUGAUACUUCUCCUCAAGGAAGAUCUUCUUUGCCAGAUGCUGAACCUCUUGGGCUAGAUUCCGGCAGUGGCCUAGCUGCCUGGAAACUAAAUGAGCAGCUCUUUCCAUGCGACGUCUGUGGAAAAGUGUUUGGCCGACAGCAGACGUUAUCUCGACAUCUGUUAUUGCACACAGAAGAGAGAAAGUAUAAGUGCCAUUUGUGCCCCUAUGCUGCAAAGUGCCGAGCUAACCUGAACCAACACUUAACCGUCCAUGCGGUGAAGCUGGUGAGCACAGACACGGAAGAUAUUGUCAGUGCAGUUAUUUCCGAAACUGGUGACAAAAAGAAGAAUCCAUAUUACUAUAGCUGUCAUGUCUGUGGCUUUGAAACGGAGCUGAAUGUCCAGUUUGUGAGCCACAUGUCCCUCCACGUAGACAAGGAACAGUGGAUGUAUUCCAUUUGCUGCAGCUUUUGUGAUUUUGUCACCAUGGAGGAAGCUGAUAUGAGGAGCCACAUCAGCAGCAAACACUCAGGAGAUGAAAGAAAGACUCCCACUGAAUCAGUAAGCCCCUCUUCCUCCUCAUUGUCUGCACUUAGCGACUCAGCCAACAGUAAAGAAGACUCGGACACCCCGCUGAGGAGCCAGACUUCAAACAACUUGUUAGUUAUUUCUGUAGGGCCUGGCACCCCAUCUUUUGUUAGCAGUGAAGAGAAGUCAGACAAAGGAUUUGAAUGUGUGUUCUGCAAUUUUGUCUGCAAAACGAAAACAAUGUUUGAACGGCACCUGCAGAUUCACCUGAUCACUCGAAUGUAUGAGUGCGAUGUGUGUCAUAAGUUCAUGAAGACCCCGGAGCAGCUAGUAGAACACAAAAAAUGCCACACAGUCCCUACCGGUGGGCUCAAGUGCCCCUUCUGCAUUUACUCCACUAACCGCCCUGCAGCCAUGGAAUGUCACUUGAAGACGCACUACAAGAUGGAGUACAAGUGCCGGAUCUGCAAGUCAGUUAAGGCAAACCAGCUGGAGCUGGAAGUACACAUCCGUGAGCAUCGGCUCGGGAACCAUUACAAGUGCGAUCAGUGUGGCUACCUCUCAAAGACGGCCAAUAAGCUGAUUGAGCAUGUGCGCGUCCAUACAGGAGAGCGCCCUUUCCACUGUGACCAGUGCAGCUAUAGCUGCAAGCGCAAAGACAAUCUCAAUUUGCACAAGAAACUCAAGCACUCUCCCCGCCAGACCUUCAGCUGCGAGGAGUGCCUGUUUAAGACCACCCACCCUUUUGUCUUCAGCCGUCAUGUCAAGAAGCACCAGAGUGGUGAAUUUUUGGAAGAGGAGAAAAAAAUCCAGACCACAAACCAGAGAGAGGCUACUCCUUUGCUCCCUAUCAAUGACUCUAGAAGCCUCUUGUCACCUCUCUCUGCCAUGUCUGCCUCACAGGCCCUCCAAACUGUGGCCAUCUCUGCUGCUCAAAGCAGUGGCAUGGAGACACAUCUAGCACUUAAAGCCUUUGCAGUAAACGGUAACUUAUCAUGCUUCGAUAGGUACCAGAACUCAGAAUUUGCUCAUCUCAUUCCCUUAACAAUGCUGUUCCCUAAGAACCAUUGUAAUGUCACAUUCCAUCCUCCCAGACCUCAGACGGCACCCCCUGGUGCCACUACACCGAAGCACUCCUUCCUUGCUUACCUUGGACUGACAGAAAGGGCAAAAACUGUUUAAGGGCACCCUUAUUCUGUCUCAGAUACCCGGCAGGUAUACAUUGCUGCAAAAUAUAAGUUUGAAAGGUAUGAAAAUGUGUACUGUAUAUCAAUAGCAAGAUUAGUUAUUGGGCUCUGUGCGUAUACUUAUUGCAUUUACAUUAAGCUGCUUAAUUAAGUAAUCAGAGAGGUAACCUACUGCAUACUUCUACAUAUAAAGCUGCUGGCUCUCUAUGCCUCUGCUUAUGUUGAAGAUGUCUAUAAGGAGCUGCUGUCUGCACUUACAGUGACAGUUCCAUGUGUUUGCUACACUCAUAGGAGUGUAUCUGCCUGAAAGAGAAACGCGUUUCACCCCAACACAUACACAGAGUAUUUAGAGAGUUUCAGCUGUAACAAGAUGCUUAAUGAGUAUAUUUACAUACACUCUGAAUGUCGCCAAAUCCAUAAUAACCAUGGAAAUGUAUACAUUAUGUUUCCAAUCUCUAUACCACUCCACCACAAAUCUCUUGUUAUUUAUGUAAGACAUAUCAUAUUUCCUUUAUUUUUUUUUCAUAACCUUGAUAAAAUAUUAGAACUGCGUGCUACUGCACCAGGUCUACAAUAAUUAUUAAUGUGUUUCAGUAAUGCUAAAGAGAGAAAGAUGUUACAAAGAAUGAUUUGCUAGCACACCUACAUUUUACUUUACCCUGUAUAUAAAGUAAUUGCUCCUGUGGAUUAGGCAUUCAUCAUAUAAUGAAAUAUAUCAAUUACAGGUAAUUUAGUAUUGGGGUUGUCUGGUUGGUCACAGUUCCACACCGUAAGUUUUGCCUUACACUGUUCGUGUUAUUUAUUUGUCAGAGUGGUGUUACUAGGAUUCUCUGUUCAUCUAGUUUCUUUAAAUCAUCUUGAAAGGAUUAAGAGCAUUGGUUCCCCAUGCUCAAUAGAGCCUGCCAUUUUGAGAAUGCAGCAAAUCGGAUCAGUAGGACCAGUGGUGUCACAUGUGGGGUGCAGCCCGCACCCAGGCAUCACCCUUGAAAGGGGUGACACCAAAGUGCCGCCUCUUCUGCAGUGUGAUAUUCACCUGCAGCACUCUCGGCUCCUGUCACACAUGAAGAGUCGGCGCUGCACUCAGCCCAGUCUCCGCGAGACCACGCCGCUUUUGUUAGACCACACCCCUUUGUGGCCGGCCGCAUGGGGGGGAGCAGUGUGGAGGGCGCACCAGUUGUCACUGCACCUGGUAACGCCAGGACCCUGUGACAUCACUUGUCCUGGUGAAUUGAUGCUCCUUAUUGAAUAUUUGUUCACAACAAAAAAUGUCUGCCUUUACUGUCUGGAGACUUACUGAAGGUACACUUUCUAUAUACAUUUAAUUGAGAAAAAAAGCAAAUUAUAAGGAUUAUUUACAGCAUUUAAAUGAAUAUGUAAGAAAAUAUAGGUCAAAUGAAUAAUUCACACAUUCAAGAAAGUACGCCAAAAAGUCUGUGUAUUUUUUUGGCAUAAUCACAUCUUAUUUUCGGUGUUUUUGUUCCUUUAUGCAGUUUUCCAUGAUGCUACAGAUCAUGGCAGGUACAGUAAGAAGCUUGUGUGAGUUAACCCCUUGCUGUCCUGUUGUAUUCCAGGAAAUGAGCUGUGGUAGUUGUGUCUUCCAGCAGCUGCUGACAGAUGUAAACAUGCAGUGCGUCCCGUCUGACAGACAGGGCCGGAUGUGUGACCGGCAGCUCCGCCGGCUGCUUAGGAGUGACUCAGACAUGCUUUUGCAUGAAGUUUUUUAAUCCCCUCACUUAAGGAUCUUCCUGCUGGAAAAACAGGUCAAGGGCUCACUAGGCUGAGCUGAUGAAACAAUGUUUCUACAGCUAUUGUGUUCUGCGACUUGUUUGUACGUACACUUAGCAACCAGCUAUAACUACCUAAUGUGACAGGGCUAAGAAUACAGCACACCUUCUACAUGAUAUUCAGGACUGUCUAUAACAAAGUAUGAGUAAGAAGAGUGAGGAAGGGUUACAUGUAGUAAAUAUGCAGUGGGUACCUUUUUGUACUAAACAGAGUUUUAUCAGUGGAAACAGAUAGGACACCCACUAAGGGUGUAGGAGCUGAGGAGGCAGUUUUGCACAGUGCUUUGUCUUGCACUAUUUCAUGUUUCCCUUUUACAGGAACAAUAUAAUUCCUUUGAUUGAGAUUAUUUAGCUUCUGAUAGCGAGAAGACCAAUGUUACUGACACACUUAGAUGUACAUAUGUCGACAGUUUAUUUGGUAGGUAUCCCCUUUUGUGGAUCAAUGCUUGUGUCAUUUUAAAUCCUUUACAAAAACACAUAUUUAUCUAAGAUCAUUUGAUGGAAUAUAUAUAUAUAUAUGAUGAGAGGUAAUAUGUUAUUUACAGCUAACUCUUGUGAAGAAAUGAAACCCCCCAGAACAGCUGAACGAUAGUUCUGUGUUAUCUCCACCUGAGGUCCUGGGCAGUACGGAAUAUAUACUCUGCUUUCAUCUGCUGAUACCCUUGUGUACACAUCGCUGUCCCUGCUGGGCUCCCCCGGAAUUUCUAUACUUCCAUCAUGUUCCCCUGGCUUCAAGCUCAGUAGAACACACAACCUAACCAUACACAGAAGAUCCUACAAGCGAAGUUCAUUAAAUGGCAUCUCUACUAGCACCCAGAAGUAAAUUCAGUGAUUGUGGGCCUUAUUAAGAUAUUGAUACAGCCGCUGCAUUCGCACAAACGGAUGCAUUUGAGCCAUCUGCGUACGCUCAGCUGCUACAGUUCAAAUCAUUAUGCGAUCGCAUCGCGGAAGGAUGCAAUCCCAUCAUGAUUGACUGGCAGCGGGCAUCCAGGGACGGCGCUGUGGUGUUGGGGGAGGUGGGUGCACCAAGAAACGCAAGCAUGUCAGGGCCGUUUUUUUGGGUCGGACGAUGACAUCACCUCCAUUUUACUGCGAUCGGAAACAUGGUAGCGGUGCCUCUAAUUGAAUUGCGAUCGCGGGGUGGCGCCACACAUGCUGGGUAGCCUUACCCUGUGCUGGGAGGCCCCCAGCAUGUGAUUUUAGUGGUCACAGAUUUAACUAAAAUAGCAAAAUCUGCGACCAGCUCUGAAUAACCCCCAGUACGUUUGCUUCAUCCAGCAACAGUUUAGUUUACAUUGCAUAAUGCCUGUAAUACUGACAAACAAAUCAUUUGUAAUAUUUAAAUGAAAGGGUCCACUUGCAUGCGCUGUAUUGCUCAGCAGGGCUUCACUGUAAGCGUACUCUGAGGGAAUGUGUAAUGCUAAAUCAGUAACGGAUGCGGUUAUGUUACCGGGCUCGGGAACCUGGCGGUAAGCACGCCGACGCUGAGAUCCCAAACGCUAAAAAUGCCGGCAGUCGGAAUGCCGACCCACAGGGUCUGUUCCCACUUUAUUGUCCACGACACCCAUAGAGUGGGAAUAGAACCUGCAUUCUGCUGCCGGGAUCCCAGUAGCCAGCAUAAUAUACCCAACCCUCAGUAACUGCUUGUAGUUCCCAAUCAGACACCUCUGUAGUUAUUGUUCCACAGCUGCAAAAUGCUCAUUACAUUACACAAUUAAUAUCAGUAACUAGUUCUAAACUUCUUUUAAAUGCUAUUAAUUAGUUAUUUUCUGCACUACUGUCCUUAUUAUAAACACAUAAUUUUAUUUUCUUAUUUGCCAUAUUUACAAUGUUUUAUCCCUUCAUAAGAAAAUAUAUGAUCAGUUUUUCACAUUAAGUGUUGACAUAAUGGUGUGAAGCCCAGUAAUAAUGUAAUAAUGUAUAUAUUACAGUAGACUGCAAGUUCUUAUUGGAAGGUGAAAGUAUUUGCACAAGCAAAGCUCGCUCCAUGGGGGUAAUUCCAAGUUGAUCGCAGCAGGAAAUUUUUUAGCAGUUGGGCAAAACCAUGUGCACUGCAGGGGGGGGCAGAUAUAACAUGUGCAGAGAGAGUUAGAUUUGGGUGGGGUGAGUUCAAUCUGCAAUCUAAAUUGCAGUGUAAAAUAAAGCAGCCAGUAUUUACCCUGCACAGAAAUAAAAUAACCCACCCAAAUAUAACUCUCUCUGCACAUGUUAUAUCUGCCCCCCCCUGCAGUGCACAUGGUUUUGCCCAACUGCUAAAAAAUUUCCUGCUGCGAUCAACUUGGAAUUAUCCCCCAUAUGCAGCUCAGUCAGUGUAAGAUACAAUGCUUUGGUAUAAGCUGAACUAGUUUCCCCAAGUCCAUUUAUGUGAAUGAAUUGUCUUACCAUUGCUGGCUAUUGGCUGGGGACGUUGUAAUCGUUCCAGCAUACAUACAGGGUUGCUGUUCCCAUUUUCAUGCUGUACCAUAGUGUGAGCUACUUGCUGUAUUACACCCUUAUUGUCAUAUUUCUUUGCACUGUACUUCAACCCACUUCUUAGACACGGGCCUAAGGUAAAAGAGUUACAUUAAGGUCUGGAUUCAAUUAGGCUUGAUACGUAGCGAGCGAGGAAAAGGGCUUGUUGCCUUGAACUUUUUAUUCCCAGAGCUAUCCAAUUACAAGCCUUUUUCCACAGCUUACACGUGUUAACCCGGGAUAAGUGCCCGGAGCUUAUGGUUAAUACAUACGUGUGACGGCAACAUUAAGGGCAAAGGGCCUAUUUAUGGCAGAUUUCUGUUCAAGCCUCGGGAGUGGAUGAACAGAAAUUUGCAUUCAGGGGGUUAUUCAGAGAUACGCAGCAAGAUCUGCAUCCAUCUCCUCACAUGUUGGAGGACGCCCAGCAUGUGUGGCACCGCCUCACACUGUGCGGACACUUCACAUUAAGGUUGACCCCUGCCAGCGCAGCCUGGCUGCACUGUCAGGCGGUCCGCCGCCAUUUUUUUAAUCAUAGCGGCUGCAUGUUACGUCACACAGCUGCACUAGAAAUGCUCCCAGCAUGCCCCCACUUUGCUCGCCACACCCGCGAAGCGCUGCAUUGCUGCCCACCCAACUCCCGCUGCUGUCAAUCAUGUUGCGGACGCAUCCUUCGGGAUUGUGCCCGCAAUGUGAAUGGCUGUGCAGGCGUAAUGCUGCAUGUGCGCACUUUGCCAAUGUACAGCAAACUGAGAUGCGGCUGCAUUAGCAGCCAACUCUGAAUUAGUCCCUAAGUGCAGAAUGUGGUCUCAUUGCAGGCUGCAAUUGAAUAGCCCCCGGCACUGAUUCAAGGCUAAUUAAAUCUGGCCCUAUGUCAUAUUUGUUUAAUUAAAAAUGACACUGCUGGGAUUCUCAAAAAGUUGCUCAUGCAGAUUAUCACAGGUGUUUUGCUGCUGUGUUCCACACAAUUGCCACAGACUUGUUCCAAAUGGUCAAAUAUAUGGUUUGAUUUGCCUGUUAGGGUCUUUGGGAAUAAUUUACUGGAAAUUUAGGCCAUCUACAGUUCUUAAAUGAAAAGGUGUGACAUCUCCAAAGGAAAUCGUUUUUUUAUUUUGUGUCGGUGUUCACAACCCUGUCACUAGGCUCAGACAGCCCACUGAGAAUGCCAUAAUGGACAGUUCAGCUUACAUAGCUCUGGCUACUCUUUGCAUGGCGCAAAUUGUGUUCACAUAAAGGUUUGAGACGAAAUAUGAUGCAAAAUAUUAGAUUAACGCCUUUUCCAUAAACUUUAUUUACUUUCAUUUAACCAACCAGCUGCUUUAUAAGGGUAUUGUCUAUUUAUCUUCUCAUUACUAUUAUGCCGUCAGAUGAGCUCACUUGCUGGUAGAAUUCAUUGUUAUAUGCAGUAGUACUUGCAGUACACUUGGUGCGAUGACACUUGGAGAACUAUCAUUGUCAGAAAACUGAGCAAGAGUCCACGUGUCUUGCACUGGGCGGUUAUCUCUCAGGCACCAAUUCAUCCUUGUUUGGACUGACACAGAGGGACGUUGUGAAUUACAAAUAUAAACUUUGCUACAUCCCACAGGAAACUGGGCUUGAACGAGACAAGCUAAUCACAAGGCACUUUGAUACAUUAUAACAAAGGGACUCAACAUUAAUUUAACAAACUUACUAAGAAAUAUUUAUCAGUUAUCAUAAAGGUAAGCUAAAUACCCCUCUAGCAGUACCGAGGUACAUGACCUCUGUAAAUGAUGCUAUAAGCAUGGUUAUAAAUUAAAUGUGGCAGCGUAUCUUGCACUUUACUGCUAGCUGAGGCAGCAACGGUUGCAUAACAUUUGUUAGUAUCGAGACGUAACCUUAAAAAAGAUUUUUGUUUUCUAAAAAGUAGUACUUUUGGGUAUUUUAUUAAAAUAUACUUUUGUUUUCUGUUAAACAGAUCAGAAAGCCUGAAAAUACCUUGAUGAUGAUAUUAUGUAUGUUGAUCAAAAGUGCAUUGUAAUGUAUAAUGAUCUGAGACUUUUCUCCCCAUCUGAUAAAAGAAACACUUUGGUGUACAUGAAUGCUUUCCUAUAUCAUGUUAUUGCUAUUCACAGCACUGUGUUCUUCAUUUUAUUUCUGCUCACCUUUGAGCAUGGAAGAGACUGAGUGUAUUAAAUAUGUUUUUUGUUGUUUUUUUUUCUUUUGUUUUUUUUGGGGAGAAUGUUACCUAAUAGGUAUAAAGACAGCAAAUAUGUUUACAAUUAAAGCUUUCAGUUUUCUGUA
Messenger RNA from Pseudophryne corroboree (corroboree frog), 11024 nucleotides. It is a transcript of the gene ZNF827, whose product is annotated as zinc finger protein 827. The record is from RefSeq and is a predicted model, not a curated record. Lineage: Eukaryota; Metazoa; Chordata; Amphibia; Anura; Myobatrachidae. The transcript has 16 exons. Gene Ontology annotation, cellular component: nucleus. Bases 557 to 4525 code for a protein of 1322 amino acids. Gene Ontology annotation, biological process: positive regulation of transcription by RNA polymerase II.